This is a messenger RNA of Hibiscus syriacus, 956 nucleotides long. Its product is annotated as glycerophosphodiester phosphodiesterase GDPD4-like. Gene Ontology annotation, biological process: lipid metabolic process. Bases 327 to 941 code for a protein of 204 amino acids. The transcript has 6 exons. NCBI's taxonomy places the organism in Eukaryota, Viridiplantae, Streptophyta, Magnoliopsida, Malvales, Malvaceae. The record is from RefSeq and is a predicted model, not a curated record. Gene Ontology annotation, molecular function: phosphoric diester hydrolase activity.
CAGUUGUUAGCACUUUAACAAAUACUCCAAUUGUUGUGAUUCUGCGAAGUUCUUUCAAAAGAAUUAUGGCGCGACUGGGAUAGCCAACCAGUUUGUGACCAGCAAAACCUCCAAUCAAAAAUCGAGAAAGAGUAAAGAAUAGCGUAGAAAUGAAUGAAAUUUAUAAAAUUUGGAUGGAACCAGGAAGAAAAUGAGUGAAAUGGUAGGUGUGGAAAAAAAUCCUUUGUUUUGUACUAUGUGAUUGGGCCUGCAGCCACACAGCCCAGAACCCAGAGCAUAUAUAGUAUAAAAUAAUUUGGUGGGAAUCGUACGUACUAAUAGUAGAAAUGAAACCGCCGGUAGGAAGAAGGCGCGGCCAUGGAACCCCUCUGUUCAGAUUUUCUUCUUUCUAUUCGAGGCUUCGUUUCAUCCUUAUUCUUCUUGCUUUCGUCGCCAUUUUGCCUCCCCUUUUCUUCCACUUCAGGCUCCGCCGUUUCCAUCAGACACAAUUAAGCAGGUGCGGUUGGCUGAACAAUCCUCCCCUUGUGUGUGCUCAUGGUGGUGACUCAACUAAUGCCUUCCCAAACACAAUGUCUGCAUAUGGUUUUGCUCUUCGUUCUCAAGUAGAUUGCAUUGAAAUUGAUGUCUCUCGCUCAUCAGAUGGAGUUUUGUUUGCACUUCAUGACAGGGAUUUGCAGCGAAUAUCUGGUAACAACACUUCUAAAGUUGGGCAUUUGAGAUCACACGAGAUAAAAGAACUUGAUGUCUAUCAUCAGUCUGGUAAUUCAAAGAUUCCUACAAUUGAAGAGGCUUUGACGUUUAUAACGACAUCAGUUAGGCAGGUGAUUCUAGAUGCCAAGGUGGGGCCUCCAUUAUAUGAAAAGGAACUUGCAAAAGAUAUUCUUUCUGCUGUGAGUUAUUUUGCCCCUUCUGCCUUUGUCUUGAUUUCUUGUAACUUUUGAUUUAGAAAUGUGUAA